AUGACAGGCCACGGCAGGUCAAGACAACCACGGCCCGACAAACGGCCUGCCCUGACUCACUUCCUAUGCUUGCCUUUAAUCAACUCUGCAUCCAUACCGCAGCUGGAGAAGUCUCUUUCAGCAUUUAAAAAGGACCAUCGAUUACCGCUUGGACCACACGCAGGGCAUGAUCCAGCGAAUCCCACGCGGUUGGGCCUGCCCGACACAGCUUUCCGCCCAUUGGGGACUCUACAUCUCACGCUCGGGGUGAUGAGCCUUACCAAACAGCGUCUUGAGCAAGCAUCUGAAUUUCUUCGGACCCUUGAUUUGGAAAGUCUGAUGCAAGAAGCAGAGCGAGUUGCCAGCCGCUCUUCUUCACGAAGCCAAACCCAUUCACCACAUGCGCCACAAACAUCCACAUCAGUUGCGCCAUUCAACGUCUCGCUAGAGUCAUUACAUGCGCUCCCACAGGCAGCUUCGGCAACCAUCUUGCAUGCUUCCCCCGUGGAUCCCACUGAUCGUUUAUAUCCAUUCUGUGUGAUGCUGCGCGAUAAAUUCAUCGAGGCUGGGUUUAUGCUAAACGAAGCUGAACCGAAGAAACAAAUGCCCUCCAACCAAAGCCCUACCUCAAAUGCUAGCCAGAGCACUCAGGAUAUCUCUCUUUCACAAGAUGCCUCUUCGCAUGCACAUGUCUUGCCAAAGACCCUAGAUCCAUACACAGUCGCCAUGACACGAGAACCAAAGCCUCGACCACUUCUUUUACAUGCCACCCUCGUCAACACGAUAUAUGUUCGCGGGCGAAAGAAUUACGCAGACAAGAGCACGCCAGGCAAAGGUGUCAUAAAACGUUUUAAAUUCGAUGCCUCCAACCUGGUAUCUCAACACACCGGCCACACACUUCAACCCGCUGCCGCCUCCGUCCAACCAACACCAAAUAACAGUCAUAUCUGGGCGAGAGACAUCGCGCUAAAUGACAUCUGCAUCUGUGAGAUGGGGGCUAAAAAACUACAGCCAGGUUCUGAAGAUCAACACGGCUUGAACGCGCGCAUGGGCGAGAAAUACGUGGUCGUUGCGCAGCGAAGUAUAGUACCAGCCCAAUGA
This is a messenger RNA of Penicillium brevicompactum, 1080 nucleotides long. RefSeq lists its product as uncharacterized. NCBI's taxonomy places the organism in Eukaryota, Fungi, Ascomycota, Eurotiomycetes, Eurotiales, Aspergillaceae. Gene Ontology annotation, cellular component: nucleus. Bases 1 to 1080 code for a protein of 359 amino acids. The transcript has a single exon. The record is from RefSeq and is a predicted model, not a curated record. Gene Ontology annotation, biological process: regulation of DNA-templated transcription; DNA alkylation repair.